AUGGAUCAUCUCUUCCGGAGAGUCUCUCCACCGAUGGAGGACCAUCAAUUUGCAUGGAUACUUUGGUAUAUUUGGAAAGGAAGGAACAAUAAAGUGUUCAGUAAUAUGGACAUGGAUCCAAAAGACACGCUCAAAUUGGCAGAAACAGAAUCAACACUUUGGGCUGAUGCACAUGUAUUGACCGAGACCAGGAUAGGGUCCCAUGCUGAGGUUACGACUAUCCCAUCAAUUCCGGGGAGAUGGUGUUUUACAGAUGGUUCUUGGAAGGAGAAUGAAGUUUUCUCUGGGCAAGGUUGGCUAAGUACUUUAGAAGGCUUUGAUGGGUUGUUAGGAGCAAGGAAUGUCCGAGCUUGUCUAUCCCCUCUACAUGCGGAGAUAGAAGCACUACUUUGGGCAAUGGAAUAUAUUAAGUCCCUGAAAGAGGUUUUCACACGUUCGGAGAUUAUCUAUGUACCAAGGACGCAAAAUUCAAGAGCGGAUAGCCUAGCAAGCAGUGCCAGGAAACAACCGUCGUUUGUCGUUCACAUGGAUCAAAAUCUACCGGAGUGGUUCACAGAGUCAGUAUGA
This is a messenger RNA of Brassica napus (rape), 567 nucleotides long. RefSeq lists its product as uncharacterized. The transcript has 2 exons. Lineage: Eukaryota; Viridiplantae; Streptophyta; Magnoliopsida; Brassicales; Brassicaceae. The record is from RefSeq and is a predicted model, not a curated record. The coding region runs from base 1 to 567 and encodes 188 amino acids.